Molecule: messenger RNA, 978 nt
Organism: Cucurbitaria berberidis CBS 394.84
Lineage: Eukaryota; Fungi; Ascomycota; Dothideomycetes; Pleosporales; Cucurbitariaceae
Exons: 1
Coding region: 1-873 (290 amino acids)
Source: RefSeq, a predicted model, not a curated record
AUGGCAGAGGACUCCAGGGUCCCGAACGAUCCGAGUACACCCUCAUCGGAUGGUGCCUGCCACUUCCUCCGGCUGCCAGCAGAGCUAAGGAACGCUGUGUACUCCUAUGCGCUAUCAGACCCAGCUCAUUUGGUGUGCCGCGAAGAUGCUCACGACGGCCCUGGGUUAUUUCGCUUCUAUCCACCCGCUGUGACCGACAAAAAGCUUCCGCCCGUUGGUCGCAAUGACAUCAACCUCGCCCUCGUCACCAAGGAAGUCAUCGGAGGUCCUGUUACACUACAGGAGGUCAACCAACUCAAAUAUGUAUGCCGUCAGCUGAAAAACGAGACGAAGACCAUAAUCGUGGGUACCGACUUGCUCUUUGAGCGGGGGGCAUAUCAAUUCACCAAGUUCCUUGAUGUUCUCCCCACGCCGCUAUUCAACCACCUCGAGAGUGUCACGAUUUUAGAGAACCGACACUCAAACGGCAGCGUGUCAUUCCUUCAUUCAAAGCCGUGGCAAACCAUUGUCGACCUCUGCAGGCGAAACCCAACAUUCACGGUGCGAAUGCGACUUCCAUGGCUCAACGCAAACUUUCUUUUAAACUCACAUCCCGCUCUCAAGAUCGCAUUCUUCAUUCGGCUGGACUCAGAUUUCGUCCAAAAAGUCGCCUCUCUUACUUCUCCCACCAUCCUAAAUAACCUUGGGUGGACUAGGAAUUGUGCAUUCGUGGACUUCCCAAUAAAUAUCAGGAUUUCUCCAUUGGACGAAGAAUUUGACGAAGAAGCAUUCCGGGUCAUGCAUAGACAAUGGAUUCAUCGCACGCAAUUAGCACGGAUUGGUGUGGAGGCCUGGGUUGACUGGUAUAAAGACAUAUACAACAACGGCAUCUGAUGAGACGGAGCUUUUGUCAGCUGGUGGGGGUUUCAGUUUGGGGCACGAUGUAUAGAGUGCUUCAGAGUUUGAGGCAAACCCCCGCUCGAUAGGUGAUGACGAGUG